Messenger RNA from Saccostrea cuccullata (small rock oyster), 1434 nucleotides. RefSeq lists its product as uncharacterized. Gene Ontology annotation, cellular component: nucleus. The transcript has a single exon. Bases 1 to 1434 code for a protein of 477 amino acids. NCBI's taxonomy places the organism in Eukaryota, Metazoa, Mollusca, Bivalvia, Ostreida, Ostreidae. The record is from RefSeq and is a predicted model, not a curated record. Gene Ontology annotation, molecular function: DNA binding.
AUGCCAAAAGCAUACAAGCAACGGAAAAGAGAACCUUACAGCUCUGAGAGUAUGCAGAAUGCAGUGUCCUCUGUAAUGAAAGGCACUUACUCCAUUAGAAAGGCUGCAGAAAUGUUUAAUGUAAAUAAAUCAACCUUCCAUGACACGAUUAAAAAAAAGUAUAAGAACCCUGGUCAACCUGGUAGAAAAACAGCGAUCCCACCAGAAGUUGAACAAAAGAUAGCAAAUGCUUUGAAGGAAGCAUCUAAACAGGGCAUGGGCAUUUCAAGGCGGCAAUUAUUGCGCCGGGUAGGCAGUUUAUGCAAAAAAAUGAAAAUCGAGGUUGAUCAAUUUAAGCAACAGACCCCCGGAAAGGACUGGUUUGUUGGUUUUAUGAAGCGACAUCCAACACUGUCAAUUCGCAAACCAGAGAAGUUAGCGACAACAAGAGCAAGGAUGACAAAUCCGGCGAUAGUCUCAAAAUAUUUCGAUGAUCUUGGGCAAAUUCUGAAAAAUCUUGGCUUGUUAUCAAAACCUGCGUGCAUAUGGAAUUGCGAUGAAACUGGAAAAAGUUUUGAGCACACACCAGUAAAAGUCAUUGCGGAAAAGGGAUCUAAGGCUGUGGUAGGGAGGACAUCAUCAUGCAGGACAAAUAUAACGGUCAUGGCAUGUGUGAAUGCUGCUGGGGGUAAGAUGUCUCCAUUGUUUAUUGUCAAAGGCAAGACAUCCAGAUCCUUGCAUGGAUUUAACACCCUUGCUGCCCCACAAGGAACACGCUGGCACUACCAAGCUAAUGGCUGGAUGAAUGACGACAUUGGCGAAAAAUGGUUUGAGGACGUUUUCCUUAUGGAGUGUGGCACAGAAAGGCCCCAGCUCCUGAUUCUGGAUGGCCACUCCUCCCACGAGAGUCUUUCCAUCAUUGAGUUGGCCAUCCAGAAUGAUAUCCACAUUCUGAGCCUCCCUCCUCAUACUACACAUGCCCUUCAGCCUCUUGAUCGCUGUGUAUUUGGUCCGCUUAACAGCGCCUACAACACUGAAUGCUCAAACUUCCUUAACCAGAACCCACUCAACAACAUCAACAAAUGGUCAUUUCCAGGUAUUUUGGCCGUUGCCUGGGAAACAGCUGUCUCCAAAACAAAUAUCCAAGCUGGUUUCCAAUCAUGUGGCAUAUUUCCGUUUAAUCCAUCAGCUGUUGCUCCUGAGCUGUUGAAGCCUUCCAUUCCUUCAGAUAAGCCCAAACCCCUUCUGUCUUCCGCAGAUGAAAUAUCAUCAACCACCACUCUUUCUAAGCAUUCUGAGGUAUCCUCUGGUCCCCCCUCGGUUUCUGGUCCUUCUGUAUCUUCUUCUAGUGGUCCAGUAUCUUUCACUAUUGUCUCUUCAGGAGUUGGUUCAUCCUUAUUGCCUACAGUCACCCCAUCUACACGACAGGAUCUUUCCAUUAAUGAGGCCCCUUAA